GCGCAACUUCAUCUUGAAAUCGCCAGAGAAUAUACUACCACUUCAUCUUCUCCCCGCUGCCUUGAACGGACAAGGAACUAUAUCUGACGCGGAGCACCGAAGCUCCAACUGAACCAUCUCUCAUUGGACAACUACUAGUUGAACAGCUGGACCUUGUUUUCUACUUCAAGUCCUCCACAUCAACGUAUCAAAUAACAAUAGUCCUAUGCCUCCCCGCGGAACCCGCAAGGCAUCUGGCGGAGCGCCACGCUCAGCUGAACCGACCAGUCCAGCAAGCAAGCGCAAAACAAAUGGCACUGCAGAGAUAGACUCUUCGCCCCGGAGAUCAAAGCGCGUCAAGUCAACGGACGAACUCAAGGCUAUUUCCGUCAACGGAACCGUCAAGGAAGAGGUCGGCGAGGAGACCAAGGACGCAGUAGACGUUGUUGCUGACGAGGUGGACGAAAAGCCCGCCGUGACUGAAAAAGGCCCCAAGAAGAGAAAAACGAAACAGGAGAAGGAAGCCGAAAUGCUGCCUUUGCGAGCCAGAACCCCGGGCCUGCGCAUGUUUGUCGGGGCGCAUGUUAGUGCCGCUAAAGGCGUGUUUAACUCCAUCACCAACAGUACGCAUAUUGGUGGCAACGCGUUUGCGCUUUUCUUAAAGUCCCAGAGAAAAUGGGACAAUCCUCCGCUGCAGGAUGACCACCGAGACCAGUUCCGCAAGAUGUGCGCCGAGCACAAGUACGACGCGGCCCAACACAUCCUCCCUCACGGCUCAUACCUCGUCAACCUCGCCCAGGAAGACAAAGCCAAAGCCAAGCAAGCAUACGACUCAUUCCUCGACGACCUCCGUCGCUGCGAAGCCCUUGGCAUCAAACUCUACAACUUCCACCCGGGCAGCGCCAACCAAACCCCCCACGCCUCCGCUCUCACCCGCCUCGCCAAAGCCCUCACCAACGCCCUAACCGCCACCACCACCGUCAUCCCGGUCCUCGAAACAAUGUGCGGCCACGGGUCCACCAUCGGCGGCCAACUGAGCGAAUUCCGGGACCUACUCGCCCUGAUCCCACCAGAGCACCACCCCCGAAUCGGCAUCUGCAUCGACACAUGCCACAGCUUCGCCGCGGGCUACGACCUGACGUCACGGGCGGGAUUCCAAUCCUUCCUGGCGGAAUUCGAAUCGCAAAUCGGGCUGCAGCAUCUGCGGGCGUUGCAUCUCAACGACUCCAAGGCGCCGAGGGGCAGUCGGCGCGAUCUGCACGCGAACAUCGGCACGGGGUUCCUGGGUCUCCGGGCGUUCCACAACGUGAUGAACGAGCCGCGGUUCGAGAAUCUGCCGAUGAUUCUAGAGACGCCGAUCGAUCGGCCGGAUCCCAAGGCGGGCAAGGGUAAGAAGCCCAGCACGGUGGCGGACCCGAGGGUGUGGGCGGAUGAGAUCGCGUUGCUGGAGUCGUUGAUUGGGAUGGAUGUCGAGGGCGAGGAGUUCAAGGGUCUAGAGAGGAAGCUGGCGGAGGAGGGGCGCGAAAUGCGCGAGAAGCAGCAGGAGCAGUAUGAUCGGAAGGUGGAGACGGAGAAGAAGAAGCAGGCGAAGGGGGGACAGCGGUCGUUGAUGGAUAUGAUGGGUGGGAAGAAGAAGAAGGGAAAGAAAGAGGACGAGAGCGAGGAUGAAGGCUGUCAGAGUCAUUCUGAGGAUUAAGUCAUCAGGUCGGUGUGAUGUGCAUGAGGCGGAUCUAUCUACUACAGAUCCUUACGCAAGGUGUUGAUAAGAAGUAUCAUUUAUUGAUCCAAGGGGUACGCGUUCGGUCCCCUUACAGAUUGGCAGAACUCGC
This is a messenger RNA of Aspergillus steynii IBT 23096, 1808 nucleotides long. Its product is annotated as DNA-(apurinic or apyrimidinic site) lyase APN1. Gene Ontology annotation, cellular component: nucleus; mitochondrion. Gene Ontology annotation, molecular function: DNA binding; zinc ion binding; DNA-(apurinic or apyrimidinic site) endonuclease activity. Gene Ontology annotation, biological process: base-excision repair. The record is from RefSeq and is a predicted model, not a curated record. The transcript is spliced from 5 exons. Lineage: Eukaryota; Fungi; Ascomycota; Eurotiomycetes; Eurotiales; Aspergillaceae. The coding region runs from base 206 to 1675 and encodes 489 amino acids.